Molecule: messenger RNA, 3489 nt
Organism: Drosophila obscura
Lineage: Eukaryota; Metazoa; Arthropoda; Insecta; Diptera; Drosophilidae
Product: monocarboxylate transporter 4
Exons: 4
Coding region: 211-2268 (685 amino acids)
Biological process (GO): transmembrane transport; monocarboxylic acid transport
Molecular function (GO): monocarboxylic acid transmembrane transporter activity
Source: RefSeq, a predicted model, not a curated record
UAUCUUCAGUCCGUCGCGUCGCUCGCAUCGCUUUAAGAGCCGGAUCAGAUCAGGGCACCCGUGCGGCAGUAUUUCGAAAAGGAAACAACGCGCCAAAAAUAAGAACAGAACUUUGUUUUAUAACACUCGAUAAACGCACUCGAAUCCCCCCAAAGACACCGACUGCAGCGGCUGCAACGCCACAAAAUAGAGGAAACAUAGAGCCCCGCAAUGGCCACACAGCAAACGAAAUCACAGGACGAACUGGCAUCGGCCCGCGCCUUGGUGUCCAAGCAGCCAGCCAUUGUCAUCAAGAAGGUGGAUAACGAUGAGCAGGAGGAGGAGGAGGAAAUCGAAGAGGCAGCAGUGGUGGUGCCCCCGGACAGCGGCUGGGCCUGGGUGGUGAUGGUGGCCUCCUUCCUCUGCUGCACGGUGAUCGAUGGCAUCGUCUUCUGCUCCUCGAUGAUACAGGUGCAGCUCAUGGCUGAGUUCGACGUGAGCAAGGCGUACGUGUCGUUCGUCUCGUCGCUGCUCAGUGGAUGUUACCUGAUGGCCGGUCCCUUUGUGAGCGCCCUGGCGAAUCGCUUCGGCUUCCGGAUCGUCACCAUUACGGGGGCCAUCUUCGCGGGCAUCUGCUUCGGGCUGUCGUACUUCGCCACCAGCGUGGAGUAUCUGUUCAUCAUCUACGGCGUGCUGGGCGGAAUCGGCUUCUGCAUGGUCUACAUCCCGGCGGUGGUCAUCAUCGGCUUCUACUUUGAGAAGUGGCGCGCCCUGGCCACGGGCGUCGCCAUGUGCGGCUCCGGCGUGGGCACCUUCGUCUUCGCACCACUGACCAAAAUCAUGCUGGAGUCGGGCUGGCGCCACACUCUGGCCAUUCAGGGCAUCAUUGUGAUGUCCUGCGCUCUGUUCGGAUUGGCCUUCCGACCCAUCCAGCCGAUCACCCUGUCAGCGACCAAUGAGGAGGCCGGCGACGAGCAGGAGAAGAGCAAGCUCAAUGGCCACGGCAACACGGUGGCCCCCACGCCGCAGCUCCAUCAGGCGGCGUUCACCAAGCCGCUGCCCGAGGGCCGCUUCGCCUACUCCAUGCCAAACUCCGCCCACAACACGUACAUGGGCGCUUCGCAGCGCAACCACUACCCCACCGCCCAGGAGAUCUUCAAGGGCAUGAACCUGGAGCGUCGUCCCUCGGGCACGGCGGCGGGCAGCAAGGGAACGGAGCUGAAGCAGCUGCGCAAGUCGCAGCCGACGACUCCCAACGGGGAUCCCCAGCAGCUGACCUUCAACCUGCACAAGGAGCUGACGACGGUGGGCGAGAACGAGGAGGAGGCGGAGAACGAUAACCUGUUGGAGACGGAUGCCAAGCCAGUCACGAUCCAGGCGCGUCGCCACACCGUCUCCGGACGUCGGCCCCAGGACCUGGCCAAGCGGGCAGCAGCCGCCGCCAACGAUGCCAAUCACGGACAGGCCACAUCCACGUCGAGGCCCAUGUACAGGGACGACAUCUUCUUCUCCGGCUCGCUCACCCGGAUCCCCCAGUACCAGUCGCAGACGUCGCUGGCCUACCACAUGUCCGUCACGCGGCUGCCCACCAAGCAGGACAUGCUGCAGGAUCGGCAGAAGGGCUGCCGCAUCUGCCCGGAGGCGGUGCGUCGCACCCUGGCCACCAUGCUGGACACCAGCAUGCUCAAGUCCGCAUCCUUCAUGUGCCUGGCCGUCAGUGGCUUCCUGACCAUGAUGGGCUUCUUUGUGCCCUUCAGCUUCGUGAAGGACCGUGCUGUGGCCGCGGGAAUGACCGACGAUCAGGGCACCGCUAUACUUGCGGCCAUUGGCCUGGUCAACACCAUCGCUAGGAUCGUGUGCGGCUCCCUCAGCUCCUUCCCCGCCGUCAAGCCACUCUGGCUGAACAACUUUGCCCUCACCGCUGGCGGCAUUGCCACGAUCUUCAGUGGCGUCAUCGUCAGCGUCACCAGCCAGUGGAUCUUUGCCAUAUUCUUCGGCAUUUGCAUUGCCUGCUUCUCGGCGCUGCGAUCGCUGAUUGCCGUGGAACUGAUUGGACUCGAAAAGCUGACUAAUGCCUACGGAUUUCUCAUGCUCUUCCAGGGCCUGGCCGCCACCUUUGGCACCCCCAUUGCAGGCGCCCUGUACGAUGCCACCCAAAGCUACGACUUGGUAUUCUACUUUGCCGGUGGGCUCAUCGUGCUGUCCGCCUUCCUCUGCUACCCGCUCACCUGCGUGGCCAGGUGGGAGCAGGGGCGCAACGAGAAGAUCACACCCCUGCCGGCAGCAUAGACAGCAUUAACCGCCAGACAACGAGACGUCCAACGACGUCACAACUACCGUCUUCUGAUACGAGCACGGGUCGUGCGCGCGCUCCACUUAAGGUUUUUGGAUGGGUGCUGCUGCUGCUGCUGCUGCUACUGGUGCUCGAAUCCAACAGUAAUUGCCAAUCACUCGAUGUUAAGAUUGAUGUCCAUGUCCAUGUCGAUCGAUAUGGGAGAUUGCCGAGGCAUUGAGCAGCUGGCAGGGAGCAGGGAGCAGGCCCUGAAGCGUGGUGUUCCGCAAGUACUUUAUACGUUAAGAUUAGACUAAGUGUAAUGUUCGUGCCUUCAGCCUAAUCGAGUGCCUCCAUACACAGAUACAAACAGAGAUACAGAUACAGCGUGGUGUAAAUUACGUUUCUAUAAGCUUUAGUAGACAGACAGACAGACAGGCCGACAGGCCGACAGACGAUCUGCGGAGAGUGGAGUGAACUAGAAUUUAAUAGCUAUGCAUAAGCGAGAUAAAGUGAAGUGAAGUGAAGUGAAGAGUAGAGGGAGGAGAACCUAAAACAUUAUUAAUAUUAUUAUGAUAGCUGUAAGCAGCUGUGCACAUGGCUAUGGCUGGGCCACAAGUCGACUGCCAAGUUAAGAAUCGUUUGUUGAGUUUAUUUAACAUGAUAUGAUGAUACUAUGCUGAUGGGGAAUGAUGAUGGGAGUCUUGAAGCUAGUUACAAACGAAAGCAUUUGUUUAUUUUAUAGAGGAGAUACUGCCCUGCACCACUGGGCACACUGGGCAGGUGGUAUCUGCUGUUGUUUCCUACGAGUAGAUAGAUAUACAUUUAUCAAUCAAUCAAAGACACAGGGCCCACUCGAGCGACCGCUCGUGGGGUGAAUGCACUUCGCCCGCAUGCAGCAAUGCCGCUGCAUUGCAUUCGUUGGCUUAGCCGAUUGUGGACAAGGCAAAUAAACAAAUGAACGAACGAUGAGGCGGCAUCUAACUGGAACAAGUGUGCCCUUCUGGCCGUUUGUGCUCCCAAACAAAUAGACUUAUGUAUAUACUACCUGCAGACAGAUAUACGGAAACAGAUACAGACACGAAACCCCGCUACAUACUCAAGCACGUGUUUACGUCUAUCAAUUAAAAAUUACAAUUACAAUCUUAUUAUUUGUAUUACAUUUAAAUGAAUGAUAAUGAUAUAUGAGAAAUACCGAGAUGCGAGAACACACAAUAAAAACGAUUCGAGUUAUACAA